Cyanistes caeruleus (blue tit) is the source of this 2023-nucleotide messenger RNA. NCBI's taxonomy places the organism in Eukaryota, Metazoa, Chordata, Aves, Passeriformes, Paridae. The record is from RefSeq and is a predicted model, not a curated record.
AGAACAUUUCGAGAGAUUAUGUUCCUGCAGAUGUUGCACAUUAUAAAAUGUUGGAAUAUUAUGAAGUGUUUACUGUGUCCAUGGCUGCACAGAAGUGGGAAAUAAAAGCUGUUAAAGCUGGGGAUGAACUUAAUGAUCCCAUGAAGAUUACCAGUCUGCAAAAAGUGUGAGGAUGGACUUCACCUGCAGUGUGAUACCUGCGUUCAGGUAUCUCUGUGCGCUGUCUGAUCUCCAUGCGGUCAGUUCCUCAGUGCUGCAGCCUGAAUUUGGAGAACAUCCAAAUAUCAUCAAGCUGCUCGAUGUUAUCCAAGCAGAGAAUGACAAAGACAUCUAUCUCAUCUUUGAGUCCAUGGAGACAGAUUUACAUGCCGUGAUUAAGAAGGGGAAUUUGCUGAAAGACAUCCACAAGUGUUACAUUCUCUACCAACUCCUGAAGGCAACUAAAUUCAUCCACUCAGGGAAUGUUAUUCACAGGGAUCAGAAGCCUUCCAAUGUCCUGCUGGAUGCACAGUGCUGUGUGAAGCUGUGUGACUUUGGCCUGGCCCGUUCCCUGUGCCAGCUGAGCGAGGACCAGCCCAGCCUUGCACUCACCGAGUACGUGGCCACGCGCUGGUACCGAGCCCCUGAGAUCCUGCUGGCCUCUCGCAAUUACACUAAGGGUGUAGACAUGUGGAGCAUUGGCUGUAUUCUCGGAGAGAUGCUGCUUGGAAAGCCACUUUUUCCUGGAACAUCAACAAUGAAUCAAAUAGAGCAGAUCCUGAGGGUCAUCCCUGCUCCAUCCCCAGAAGAUAUUUUGGCUCUGCAGUCAGAGUACAAGGCCUCAGUUAUUAGCCACAUGAGUUCCCGGCAGCGAGUAGCAUUUGAGGAGAUUUUCCCAUCCUCUACUCCACUGCCUGCCUUGGAUCUGCUGAAGAAACUUCUGGUAUUUAACCCCGACAAACGGCUCACAGCAGAGGAGGCUCUGCAGCAUCCUUAUGUGAGAAGAUUCCACUGUCCUUCCAAGGAGCCCUCUUUGGAUUUUGAUGUGAUCCUUCCUUUGGGUGAUGAUGUCCAACUGUCUGUGGCAGAAUAUAGAAAUAAAUUAUAUGAGAUGAUCCUUGAAAAUAAGUCAAAGAGCCUUCCAAAGGAGCAAGGGUGGAGAGAAAACAUUCAGCUGAGACAGUCUGAAUCCACACUCCUCCCAGGUUUCAGCUCGGUGACUGUACCCAUCAGGAAAGUCCAGCAAGAACCAACACCCCCUCUUCUAAACCCUUCACAUGUGCACACUGGAGCCACAGCUGGGGACCAGCCAAAAGUACCUAGCCAGAGCAAGGAUUUGGCCGGAACUGUAUGUCAGAGAUCACAGAUUAGUGUGAUGAUGUACAACCCCAUCACACACACCACUGUGCAAAGAAAUGCAAAUCCUGGUGUUGGGAUCAGGAACUGUUCUGCACCACCUCAACAGUCCAGAAUCUCCAACAAUGAAAAACUAGGGAGACAAACCACAUGGAUAAACACUCAGCUCUCUCCUACAAGUGUGCAGAACCUUUACAAUAAUCCUAGAAACUCUCAGUGUCGCAGUAAAGAUGUUCGUCCCCUUCUGAAGCCCAGUAAAAAGAUGUUCCAGAUCACUGCAAACAUGGGAGCUGUGGGUGAUCCAAAGGCAUCCAUGGGCAGCUAUUCCCAAGCCUAUGGAACCAUCAGUAAAUCUGCGCUGCAGAGUCUUCCAAUAGCAAAGGCCUCCAAAAAUCCUGAGCAGUGACUGUGGAGAUGUUCCAGACAGGUGAAGUACAGCUCAUCCUUCAGCUCCUGACUAAGCAAGGGCAGCAGGGGAGAGCAAAAUAUGAGGAAAUGCUUUAUUCAUUGCUUAGGACAACGUCCUUCUUUCCUCUGGACAAGCUAAUAGGAAAGGGAAUCCAACCCCUCUGCCUUCAGUCUCAGCAGUCAAGGACACAGUGUGUUUGCUCUCACACCCUGAGAACAGUGAAUGCUGUCGGUUCGUAUUCCUCGUUUGAAUUACUGCAAAAAAUCACAGAAAACUGCA